Molecule: messenger RNA, 3178 nt
Organism: Rhinolophus ferrumequinum (greater horseshoe bat)
Lineage: Eukaryota; Metazoa; Chordata; Mammalia; Chiroptera; Rhinolophidae
Gene: GNAZ
Product: G protein subunit alpha z
Exons: 3
Coding region: 608-1675 (355 amino acids)
Biological process (GO): adenylate cyclase-modulating G protein-coupled receptor signaling pathway
Cellular component (GO): heterotrimeric G-protein complex
Molecular function (GO): GTPase activity; G protein-coupled receptor binding; GTP binding
Source: RefSeq, a predicted model, not a curated record
AAGCAGCAGUGCUGGACGUAAGACAUUCCAGGAGUCGUAGGACGGACAGGGAGGGCUUUCACGGAGGGGUCCUUGAGCCCGUGGAGGGAAGAACAGAGUCGCUGUCUGGACACAAAGUGUUCCGCGCAGGGGAAGCAGCCAGUGCAGAGGCCCUGAGGUGAAGGGCGGAUGCCCGAGGCAGGGGGGCCGCAGGGAGCACCCGCGGCAGCGGCACUGGCGGCAGGCCUUCCAGCCGCACUUAGCAGCAUCGCCACAGCAACCGGGGACCAGACGGCAGCAGCCAGGGCAGAGGCGAGUGGGCAGAGGCGAGUGGACGACUUCCCACCAUCAGGAGGACAGGGAAUGACUGCUGCGAAUCAGGCCAGGCCGCAGCCCGGGGAGGGGGAGUGUCGCUAGAGGGAGGGCCCGGCCACCUCCCGCAGCAGGAGCGCCAUGCCGGCUGCAGAAGAGGCGCCGGGGCAGGGGCUGCAGUGGGGCCCGGCCUCGCCCCGCCACCCACACUGAGUGCCCGAGGGCACACCACCCGCACCUCAGCGUCCCCACUCCCUCAGCGCGGAGGGAGAGGCGCCCGUCCUGUGCUCCCGUCUGGGCCCGCCGCCGCCGGACCAUGGGAUGCCGGCAAAGCUCAGAGGAGAAAGAGGCAGCGCGGCGGUCCCGGCGAAUCGACCGCCACCUGCGCUCGGAGAGCCAGCGGCAGCGCCGAGAGAUCAAGCUGCUCCUGCUGGGCACCAGCAACUCGGGCAAGAGCACCAUCGUGAAGCAGAUGAAGAUUAUCCACAGCGGCGGCUUCAACCUGGAGGCCUGUAAGGAGUACAAGCCCCUCAUCAUCUACAACGCCAUCGACUCGCUCACCCGCAUCAUCCGCGCCCUGGCCGCGCUCAAGAUCGACUUCCACAACCCGGACCGCGCCUAUGAUGCCGUGCAGCUCUUCGCGCUCACGGGCCCGGCCGAGAGCAAGGGCGAGAUCACGCCCGAGCUGCUGGGUGUGAUGCGGCGGCUGUGGGCCGACCCCGGGGCGCAGGCGUGCUUCGGCCGCUCCAGCGAGUACCAUCUGGAGGACAACGCCGCCUACUACCUGAACGACCUGGAGCGCAUCGCCGCGCCCGACUACAUCCCCACCGUGGAGGACAUCCUGCGCUCCCGGGACAUGACCACGGGCAUCGUGGAGAACAAGUUCACCUUCAAGGAGCUCACUUUCAAGAUGGUGGACGUGGGUGGGCAGAGGUCGGAGCGCAAGAAGUGGAUCCACUGCUUCGAGGGCGUCACUGCCAUCAUCUUCUGUGUGGAGCUUAGCGGCUACGACCUGAAGCUCUACGAGGACAACCAGACGAGUCGAAUGGCAGAGAGCCUGCGUCUCUUUGACUCCAUCUGCAACAACAACUGGUUCAUCAACACCUCACUCAUCCUCUUCCUGAACAAAAAGGACCUGCUGGCAGAGAAGAUCCGACGCAUCCCGCUCACCGUCUGCUUCCCCGAGUACAAGGGCCAGAACACCUACGAGGAGGCUGCCGUCUACAUCCAGCGGCAGUUCGAGGACCUGAACCGCAACAAAGAGACCAAGGAGAUCUACUCCCACUUCACCUGUGCCACUGACACCAGUAACAUCCAGUUUGUGUUUGACGCGGUGACAGAUGUCAUCAUACAGAACAAUCUCAAGUACAUAGGCCUUUGCUGAGGGGCUGGGCCAGCCCGUUUGCCUGUGGCAAACCGCCCCCCCCAGGGUGUCACACCCCAACCCAGCUCGUGCUAGGGAGACCCAGCCCAGGGGCAGAAAACGGGGCCUGAAGAAUGUGUCCCCCCCGCCCCUCCACCUCAUUGGCCCCCACGUUUCCACCAACAUAAAUGUAUAUGGAUAGAUUGCUAAGUAGGUAGACACGUGCGCGCGCACACACAGUCUGGAGACAGCAAAGUUCCCCCAAGUGUAGAGGUCUCUUUAAGACUUGAGGAGCUAUCACCAAGUUCCCUACAAGCCCUUCCUGCCCCUUCACUCUGCCUUCCCGAGUCGGCCCACUAUGCAUGGGGGCCUGAGUGGGACUAUGGGGCGAGGUGGCCGGGCCACCUGGAGGAGGCCAGCUCUGCCCCCGCCCAGGACUAGGGAGCUCGCCACUGACCAGGAGAGAGUGCUAGAGGGUCCACACGCCUUCCCUGCUGGACACGCCCACCUCUGGCCUACUCAGUACCACGUUCUUCGCUCUCGAACCAGGGUGUGAGGCCAGAUGACACCACGAACCAGACCUCCAGCCACUCACAGCUCUUUUUAAACAGCUUCAAAAUAUGCAGCAAAAAUCCACACAAUAACAUGAGUGGCACAAUUCAUUUCCAACUAGGCCAGCUGGGUUCCAGCUUUUCUUCUACUCGUCUGAUGUUUUAUAAAUCAAACCUGGUUUUCCUUCUCUGACAUCCUUUUUUUUGGCCAAACCUCUUGUGGUGUUUUCGCAGAAAAACAAAUACAGACAAUUUCAAAUGCAGUUGAGUAUUCUUUUUUAAAAUGCAGAUUUUGAAAACCUAUUUUUUUUCAGGUGGUCCGUUUUGUGUCUGGCUUGCUGAGUGUAACAGUUGUUAUCUGGACGAGUCUGUCCCUUGCUCCCGAGCGACGCCUCUCGGGGCAGCGUUGUACAUAACGCCUGUGCAGCGUCCUCUCGUUAUUGGUGCAGUUUCUGCUUCGUUUUUAUUUCAGAAAAUAAAUGUGAUGUAUUUAAAGAAGGCUCUUCACCUAGGAGUGAAUGAACAAUAGCUAAGUGUCUUGGUAUUUAAAGAGUAAUUUAUAUGUGGCUUUGCAAGUGGAGGAAGGGGAGGCGAGAGCCGGGCCCCCCUGCAUACCCUGCUCCUGAGAUGAGCUGAGAGCGGCUGCGACUCCUGUGAAGGCUCAGCCAACAUUACAGCCUGAGGGAGGCCCUGCUGGGACCCCAAGCUCCUGCCCCAGGGCCUGUGGCACCUGCCACCAAGAAAGGACCUUGGCCGAGGACCGCGUGUAAAUACGAAACCCUGCCGCUGCCGAGAAGGAAGGCACCGCCAGAGCCCUUGCCAAAUCUUCUCUCUCUGCCUUUGUCAGUACCCGUGUGUCCAAGGUCAGGGCGCAGAAUCACAGCCAAGGACUUUAAGAGACGUACAGAGGAGCUGAUAUGGUAUGAAAGUCAAAGAUUGUUUACUUUAAGAAAAUAAAAUAUCCUGAAUGAGC